Molecule: messenger RNA, 2942 nt
Organism: Annulohypoxylon truncatum
Lineage: Eukaryota; Fungi; Ascomycota; Sordariomycetes; Xylariales; Hypoxylaceae
Exons: 3
Coding region: 157-2340 (727 amino acids)
Biological process (GO): regulation of DNA-templated transcription
Molecular function (GO): zinc ion binding; DNA-binding transcription factor activity, RNA polymerase II-specific
Source: RefSeq, a predicted model, not a curated record
GCCCACAAUCCACACUGGGCUGACUGGGCAUAAAUUGACGAGUACCGAUACUGCAAUAAGAACUUGCAUCUCACGAAGAUUCCCCGGAUAUCCGCCGACAACUUGCCGUCAUUAGUCCUUGUUCGCGACGCGCUCUUUUAAGAGCUGAUGAUCUAGAUGGCAUCAUACCCAGAUCCAUCUGCCGGCGACGAGCCAACUCCCAUUUCGGCAACCCAACCCACAACCGUGCAUCAACCACAACAAGCACAACAGCAGCAGCAUGAGUAUGAUGGCUUGCCUUCACCAGUCGCUGUACCGGCAACUACUGUCGCACAUCAUGGACUCCAAAUCUUGCAAGCUGCGUCUGCAGCUCCUUCAACUCCAGGACCAGAUCCCGCCGAAUUAGCCCAACAGUAUGCGCAAUCUGCCACAAUGCAGAUGGGUGAUCCUCAAUUCGCUCCCCCGCCUCCUCAGCCGAUCGACACAUCCGUCGCGGCAUCGCCUGCGUCCCAGAAAGUCACGCGUCUACGCCGUGCUUGCGACAUGUGCAGCCAGCGAAAGGUGAAGUGCGACGAAAGUGGUCCGCCGUGUAAGCCAUGCUCCGAUCUGCAAGUCGAAUGCACAUUCAAUCGAACUAUGAAGCGGCGCGGUCCGCCGAACAAGCACGCCGAAGCUGCCAGACUAGCAAAGCGACCACGUAACGACGAUGUGUCCCCAGCUCCGCAUCAUGCAGCCGAGACUUUGGUUUCAAUCGCUGCUCAUAACGGCCAGACUGUGGGUGGAUUAGACGCCGAGACUAUUGCUCCCUGGGGUAUCUUGGAGCUACUCGUUGACGAUUUCUUCACCUACAUACACCCCCUUAUGCCAUUUCCUCACGAGCCGACCUUCCGCGCAGCAUUUGCUAGCCGCAUGGAUAAAACUAGCAGUGAGUUUCUGGCGUUGGUUGCUAGUAUGGUUGGAGUCUUAGUCGCCUCGUUUCCUCGAAGUGCACGGUCUCAUCUCAAGGCCCAGCAUAGUACAGGGCUAUUCCCGUCCGCAGUGGCCAUGAUCGACCACUGCCGCGUUAUUGCAGUGGAGGCUCGGGGCGCUCAGUUUAUGAUAAAGGAUCAUAUGAGCGUCGAUAUCGCCGCGACAAGCUAUUUCCUAGGCCUUGCCGCAGCCCAUACACUACAGUGGAGAUUGUGCAAGCGAUUCUUUACGGAGACUAUGACUUUCUGCAGAGAGCUGCUUGGUAAUUAUCAGCAAAGUGGUCCUACUGUAACACAACAGAUCCCCGGUCUGACACAAAUGGCCAAUGCUUCAGCUAAUGGACCUAUCGAUCAUAUAAAGGAUCAGAUUAGCAAGCGCAUCUUCUGGGUUAUGGUUGCCGGUGUUAGAUCGAUGACUCAACUAGGAGUAUCUAUUAACGAGAUACCUUUACCUCCUCCCACCUCUCAGGAACCAUAUCCUGAGCAACCUAUCGAGGUGGAUGAUGAAUUCAUCUACGCGGGUCAAAUUCUUGCCCAACCGGAGGGUACCGUUUCUCUUAUUACCGGGUUUAACCGCAAUAUCCGUAUUUACAUGACCAUGAACGAAUUGGUUGGCGUGGACAUGUGUUACGGAAUCAAUUUCUUCGAUUGGACCGCGCAGAAGAACAUUCUUAGCAACGGACUGGCGACUGCUAAGCAAGCUGCUGAUGACUUACCUCCUGAACUUCAAGUGAAGACGCAUAACCUACAGCAUCUUCAAAACCACACUAUGGGCCUCGACGAUUUGGAUCUAGAAUACUAUCCACCUGCUCUUCCCCUUACGAAACCAGCCAAUGAUCUACGGCGCGUUUUUGCGGAACAGCCUUUGCGCCGGCGGCACCUCCAAUUUGAGAUCCAAAAAGCCAAUAUUCAGCUGUCGCAGCUUGCUACACGCUCAUACUUCGUUGAGCGGUACCUUAACCUACGAGAUAUUCGCCGCGCCGAUCCUAAUUUUGCCGAGAGAGCGAAGACGGAGGAGAAAGAUGACCGAGACAGUAUGAUGGAGAAUGAACGAGAAUUAAUUGUACAGAAUCUCGUCACCGUGCUGGCAUCUAUUAGCCAGCGUAAUAUGGAACCAAAUGGUUGUUCCCUCAUCAACAAGAUCAGACAGGUAGCCAGCACGUUGGUGGAGGACACCAAUUCGGAGCGUAAGGGACCAGUUGUAGCUAAGGCUAAGGAGUAUCUCAACGGUUUCCUGGACAUCCUUAUGAAACUGGAGAAGAUCGGUGCAGCGCCUAGAGCUGAGACAAUGACUCCUCAAGACGAGGAGGAAGAACUGCGAAGUUGGACGAGCCUUAGGGAGUACCAAUCACAGUUCCUGACAAGUGGUGGAUUCUUAGGUGACGGCUAUUAGUACCAACCGGCCUGGUAAUCGUCUGCAUAUUCGUUGCAAAAUUAAUGCUUUUACGAAAAAUAUACCCGAACUUCGCUUCAUUCCUGUCGGGUAUUCUUGCAUAGCAGGAACGCCGGAAACACCUAGCUCACCUGAAAACAUGGAAGAAAGUUACCCCAUGAUCAAGGUUGACUUUGAGGCUAAAUAAUAUUUGCUCGCGACACUGUAUAUAGCUCUGCUUUUCGACGAAGCCAUUAUGUGGCACACUUUACGCGGAUACUGCGGGGACGCCUGAAUCGAUGAAUUCACGUAACACUGCACUCGUUGCAUGCUUAUCUCUUAAGUGAUAUUACAGAUGAAGUGUUUGUAGUAUGUAAUUAUGAAUUCGAUGCUUUAGUUAUAUGGUUUAUGGUUUUAUUAUAACCAAGUCUCUAAGAGCGACAAACUAUUAAUGAUGCGUUGAAAUGAGGUACGAACUUAGACCAUUUAUGGGCACUGAAGCCAGUGGGAAACGCUGCUGAUCAUGCUAAUCAUUGACUCUUCUAAUUCAAGCUUAAACCAACUGAAACAGAAUGCUACAGUGACACGGUCCCCGUUUUGAGAUUGUAGAGGUUGGAUUAUUG